UUAAUGAAUAUAGAUUAAUGUUAAGACCAGAUGAAAAAACUUAAAAUAAAAUUUACAAUUAUAUGUAAGUAUACAGAAAUAAAAUAAUAGGAAAUCAAUACGAUAAUAAAUAAAAACCUAGAAAAGAAGAGAAAUUCUUAAAUAAUAAUGAAAUAACAAUUAUCGAAAAUAAUUAUUAAGAUUUAGGUUUUGGCGAAUUAUGUAUGACUUUCAUAAAUCCUGAUUCUUUAGAAAUUGGUUCAAAAAAAUAAAAACCUGAAUGUAUAACAUAUUAAAAGGCAGAGUAGGAUUAUGAUUAAUUUUUAAAUUUAGUUAACAUUAAUAUUCCAUAAAGCGAAAGAAUUUUACAAAAAAAAGCUUUUAUGUUAUCUUUUUUAUUACUUUAAGAUUAUGAAGAAAAAGAUGAACAAAAUCGUAAAAUAACAACGUAUAAAGACUUAUAAAAUCCAAUAUAAACAGAAAAUGAGUAAUAAUUUAAAUUGAACUCCCCAGAUGGUAACCAAUAAAUAGUUAAUAUAGAACAAAAGUAAACAAAAUCACCUAUAUAAUAGUAGUAGGUUUAAUAAGAAGAUAAAUAAUAAAAAAUAAAAUAAAAAAAAGAUAUUAAUUAUAUUUUAAAACUUAUAAAAAAAAUCUAAUAUUUAGAAAAUAAAGAAUCACCAUAAAUAGGAAAUACUUAUUAACCAUAAAAUAUGACGUAAGCUAUUUAACCAGAUAACUAAAAUAAAGCAAAAUAAGAUGAUACAAAAAAACCUUAAUUAACUCCAUAUAAAGUAACACAAAAAAAUAAUUAAGCAGAUGAGCAAAAGAAAUUAAAUGAUAAAUAAAAUUAAAAAAAAACUUUAAAAGAUAUAAAAUAAUAAGAUAUUAAUGUUUAAUAUUUGAAAUCAGAAAAAAAAAUCAAAAAGCUAAUACAUUUCAUUACAGACAUAGAUGCUUAAGAAUUUAAUUAAAUUAAAAAAAAAAAAAAUUUUGGUGGAUUUUUAAUAAAAAGAAAUUAUGACAAAGAUGACUACGAUUGGUAUUGUACAAAUAAAUAUCCAAAUGAUUAUUUAACAUUGCUUAGAUUUGCAAUUCAGCUUAAGUUAACUUUAAAUGGAAUGCUUUUUACUAGAACUUUUUUAAAAAAAACAGGAGAUAAACUAAUUUUAACAAUUAAAUCUUCGGAAGAAAUUAUUGCUUAAACUGCAAGUAAAUAUAAACUUUAUAAAUAAAUAGAAUUAGGAUAUGCUGAUUUGCUUUCAUUAGAACCAUGUGAUGAUAAAUAUAGGCCUUUAAGGUUAAAAAAUUAAAUAAAGAGUGCAAUAAUUCUAUUUAAAAAGAAAAUGAAAAACUAAGCAGCUCAAUAAUAAUAGUAACAAGAGAAAAAUACAAAUAAUAAUUUAUCAAUAGAAUAAUAAUCAAUAAGAAAACUAAAAGAAUACAUUAACUUGGAAAACGAUAAAUUUUGGGAAAUUUUAGCAUAAAAAUAAUUAUUGUAUAAUAAAAAAAUUGAUUAAAUUUGUUAAAAUUUAAGAAUAGAAAAACCUAAUCAUAGUAUAGAAAUUAUGGAUGAUAAUGCAGAAAAUUCUAGAGAUUAAAAGGAUAUUUGGUUAGCUUAUUGUUUGUAUUUAGAUUAUAUGCUUUAUUAUAUUAAUAAAAUGUAAAUUUUAUAAAAGUUCAAAAAAUCAAAAAUAAUAUCAAUAAUAGUGAUAUAUAUAUUAUUUAAAAAGUUAAUUUUUAGAAAAGCAUUAGGAGAAACAAAUAAUUAUUUUCAUAUUGUAAAAGGGAUUUUUUCAACAAAAAAGAAAUUAAAAAAUAUAUGGGAUUAUUUAAAUGUUAAUAUCCCAAUGACACCUUACGCUUAAUAUUUUUAAUCUUAAAAUAAGUAUUUUGAGUUGGCUUGGAGAAAAUAUGAAGUAAAUGAAGUAAAGGCAAGGUCAUAAUUUAUGAACAUGGAAAAAAUUAAGAUUUGUAAUAUUAUAGUUUAAAAUAAUAUCUUUCUAUUAAAAUUAAAAAUUGAUAAAUAUAUUUGUGAUUAUUUCCCUAUUCAUGAACCCCAUUAAUUACUUGGGGAAGAAAAAAUGGUUUAUUUUCGUCCUUUAAUAGAUGCAUAAUACCUUUAAAAUCCUUAGCUUACGGAAACAUAAGAAAAAAUUAGAAAAUUAUUUCUUAUUGUAGAAAAAUAUUCAGAAGGUAGCGAUUUUGAUAGUGAAAGCUUAGUUAAAGAAAAUUCUUUUGAUUUAUUUCAACCUUGGAAUUUAAAUAUAGAUAGUAUACGUGACUAUUUUGGUGAAAAAAUUGCUAUUUAUUUCCUUUUUUUAUAAUAUUACACAAAGAAAUUAGCGCUUAUAAGCCUAAUUUCUAUUAUAGUCUAAAUAAUAUAAUAAGAACAUGAAUCAUUAUAAGUAGUAGCAGGAUUUAGGAUAUUCUUUUCAAUGUUGAUUAUGUUUUGGUAGGUAUUAUUUAUGUAAAAUUGGAAAAAAUAAUAAGUAAUUUUCUCUAUUAUGUACGGUUAAGAAAAGCUUUAAGAAUAAGAAGUAGAAAGACCAUAAUUUAAAGGAUAAUAUAGGCGUUCUACUUAAAACGAUAAUAUAAAUUUUAUUUUUUACCCUAGUUGGAAGAGGUAGUUUUUAUUUUCCCUAUCUAUUUUAGUGAGUAUAAUUAUUGUUUCUAUUGUUGUAGGUAUUAUCAUUGGUUUGUUUAUUUUAAGAGGAAUUCUUAUUAAUAAUAAUAUUUUAACUAAAAUUCCUAUUAUUAACCCGCCAGGAUUAAUUGGAAUUAUUAACUCAAUAUAAAUCUUAAUAUUUAAUUAUAUAUAUGUUUUAUUUAAUAAAUGGAUGACAUAGAAAGAAAAUCAUUAGUUAGCUUAAACAUUUGAAAAUUCUUUUAUUGUAAAAAUAUUUUUGUUUACUUUUUGUAAUACUUUUGCUUCAGUCUUUAUGAUUAGUUUCUUUGAUUAAAUAUUAGCAAUUACAAAAGAAGAAGAAACUUUUGUAUAAUAAGCGGAUGGAGAAUUUCAAACUGAACGCACAAAAUAUGAUUUACUAGAAUUAUGUAGAACAAAUAAAGAUUAAUAACCUGAAGAAUUUGAUUGUUUUGAAUCGCUUGGAUAUUAAAUAUAAUCGAUAUUUUUAAUUAAUUUAAUAAAAAAUAUACCUGAAUUACUUGUACCUUUAAUAAAAUAAUUAAUUACUAAAAAUUUAAGUAAUGAAGAUGAAACCCUUAUUUUACACCCUUUUAACUAAAUAGACUCCUAUAUAGAUGCAUAAUUAAAUUUAGAAUAAUAUAUGACUAAUGAUGACAUUGACGGAACUUUAGGUGAUUACAUGGAACUUGUUAUUUAAUUUGCUUUUCUUGUAUUAUUUGGAGUAGCUUUUCCUAUUUCAUUUAUGUUAGCUUUUAUUAAUAAUGUUUUAGAGAUUUAGGUUGAUAAAAUAAAAUUGAUAUAUUUCGUUCGAAGACCAUUUCCGACAAAUGCAUGUGAUAUAGGCCCUUGGGUGAAGAUUUUGGAAAUUAUAUCUUUUCUUUCAAUUUUUACAAAUAUAGUCGAUAUUUAAAAUACAUAAAAUAUGGAAUUACUUCAAUAAAAAUAGCAGAUAGCAUUCUUUACAUUAUUAGUUAUCUUUUUAUUCUUUAAAUAUAUAGUAACUAUCCUUGUAAAAGAUGUUCCCGAAAUAUCUAAUAUUAUUAAAAAAAGGCAUAAACAUAUUAUUAAUAAUUGCCUUCAUGGUGUAGAAGAUGAAGUUGCUAAAUGUACUUAUUCAAAUUAAGCUAGUCAAAUAAUUUAAGGAGUUGAUUAUGAGAAUUAUAAUAACAAAUUAUAAAAAGAUUAAAAUUAUAUUAAAUAAAAAGAAGAAUUAAAGUUUUUAAUAUAAAAAUAACAUAAUGAAAAAGAUAAGCUUUUGAUGAAAAUAAUAUUCAAAAACUAAAACGAAUUAUAAAAGACAUUAAAUUAAAAAAAAACAUAAUGA
Molecule: messenger RNA, 3953 nt
Organism: Ichthyophthirius multifiliis
Lineage: Eukaryota; Ciliophora; Oligohymenophorea; Hymenostomatida
Exons: 8
Biological process (GO): chloride transmembrane transport
Molecular function (GO): chloride channel activity
Source: RefSeq, a predicted model, not a curated record